AUGAGGAUAUUUGCUUUCGCUGUUGCUGCUCUCUUGAGCAUGAUAAACUCAGUCGCCACCAACUACGCUUCUAGCUGUAGCUCACCCGCGAUCGUCCAGGACAGCCAACACCAGUACCUCGAAGCUGCCUGCCUGCUCCCGUCAUUCGUCGUCGAAGCACCGCAGUCCCGCUGUUCCAUGCUCGACCUAAAUCUCUGCUACGGCUUCAUAGACGGACAGAUCAAGGCGGAAGACGGUGGCAACUUCUCCACCCAAUGCGAUGAACACAGCAUCAGGAUGGACGGCUCUGUGGUACGGGCUACUUGUACACCCUUUCCCUUGCCGGGGGAUACACAUCCGGGGAAGGUGCAGGCUUCAAUUGAUACUGAUCCGCUGAUUAUGGUGGAUGAUAUGGGGAUGCUUGUAUGCCUAUCUACUUUCAAACUUGCUGCUGUCGCUGCCACUGUCGAUGUUACCAUACCUUGA
Molecule: messenger RNA, 465 nt
Organism: Pseudomassariella vexata
Lineage: Eukaryota; Fungi; Ascomycota; Sordariomycetes; Amphisphaeriales; Pseudomassariaceae
Exons: 4
Coding region: 1-465 (154 amino acids)
Source: RefSeq, a predicted model, not a curated record